Rhizoctonia solani is the source of this 1251-nucleotide messenger RNA. RefSeq names its product Retrotransposon-derived protein PEG10. NCBI's taxonomy places the organism in Eukaryota, Fungi, Basidiomycota, Agaricomycetes, Cantharellales, Ceratobasidiaceae. The record is from RefSeq and is a predicted model, not a curated record. Gene Ontology annotation, molecular function: nucleic acid binding; zinc ion binding. Bases 1 to 1251 code for a protein of 416 amino acids. The transcript is spliced from 3 exons.
AUGCCCCUUUUCUCCAUCACCCGGGCAUCCCACACUGGCGAAUCGCUUGCGCUUAGCCUCAAACCCAAGGUCUACGGGGAAAUCUCCCUUGGCUGCGCAAUCUCCCUCCUCCUGGGAUUGCAAAAUCAAGUCCUCCGGCUUGAGCGGGAACUUGAGGAACAAAAGGAAGCCACAAAGGAAGCCCAAGACUGGAUGGGAGCAGUCAAUCAAGCCCUUGCUUGCGUUGAGGCUAGGGGUGGAGCCCCACAUACACCAGAAGACCAGAAACCCCCGGCAGUUGAGGCCACGCCCAGGCCCUUACCCAAAACCAACCCUUUUCCAGCGCCUACCAACUCCCGUCCGGGCUCCCCUGCAAGUCCAUACUCCCCUCCACCUUUGCCUAUCUGGCUCUGCUUGCCCCAAGUCCCAGCAGCCCCUAUAGCUGCUUAUCAAACCCCAGUCAAGGUGGACCACCCUGACGCCUACACUGGGAAGAUUGGGAACAAAGCCCAACAAUGGCUCACCAGGAUGCUGGCAUGGGUCUGCCUCAACCAGCGGAUGUUCCCCACGGAUCAGGAGACGCUGUCUUUUCUCCUGAUGAAUAUGAAGGACGUAGCAGGGGCUUGGGCUCAUCCCCACCUUGAUCAACUUGGGUCCCACAGGGCCCUAAUUCAAACAGUUGAUGACUUUAGAAUGGAGUUUUUGGCCGCAUUUGGGAAUCCAGAUGCCACGCAAGCCGCCAAGCGGCAAAUUACCCACCUUACUCAGACAGGUACCUGUGCUGAGUACAUCACAAAGUUCAGGACCAUUGCUAUGGACCUGGACUGGAACAACGCCGCCCUACGCGGGCAAUUUGCACGUGGCCUUCACUGGGAGGUCAGCCGCCUCAUUGCCACCCGUGAGCGGCGCCCCACCACUCUCCUUGAGCUGCAGAAUGCGGCUCUGGUCAUUGAUAACGCCCUCCGCAAGGAGCGCGCCAGCCACCCACUGAAGGGUAAUAAGUCUGGCACUACCUCCACUACCCCCAAUAGGGGGGCAAGUACCAGCCAACAGGCCACAAGACCAGGGCGCCUUUCCAGCAAUCCCAACUUUGUCUCCAAGGAGGAGCGGAACCGCCGCAGGGCUGAAGGCCUCUGCAUCAAGUGCGGAAAAACUGGCCACAAGUUUGCGGAAUGCCGCACCGGCUGGAAGGCCGCACCUAAGGAAGAAGGUGUUAAAAAGGAAGCCGCCAAAAUUGGUGAAGAGUCUGGACCCAAAUUGGGAAAAGACUAA